AUGGCGCCGGCGAAGCGCAAGCGACCCCACGACGAGCCCGAACCUCCCAUCCCGGCUGCCGCUGCCGUCGCCGCCGUCGCCGCCGGCGCAACAACCGCCGAUCCGACGACGACGCGUCGCGCAACGCGUCAAACUCCGAUUCUGCCCCCUCCGAUCCCGACCUCCGCCACCGCAUCGCACCCGCAACCCUUGCACCCCUCCACUGCCGCCGCCGGUGCCGCUGAAGACAAGCGUAUCAGUGGACGUCGUCCUUCCAAUUCUAAGCCGUACCCCGCAUCCAAGAUCUCCGAGACGCCCAUACCGAUACCGAUACCGCCAAUAUCGUCAUCAGCAUCACAUCUACCACAGCAGCAGCAGCAGCAGCAGCUACCUAUACCACGAGCGGUCGGUCAACCCGCAACACCUACACCACAGGAACCCCGCGUAACCCGUCAACGACGUGAGAGCGCAAACGCAAACGACUCAUCGUCGCCCAAAAUGGCAUUCAAAGACGCAAAAGAAAACGUCAGACCCGUGACGCUCGUCGCGCCAAAGAUCACGUACCAAGCACCCCAGACACAAGUUCACCGCAAUCGCACCGGAGGCAGCCUCGUCCGUCCGAGCCCUCCCACAAGCCAGCCGCCCAUAACGCAGCACUUCCGGCCAAUCUCCUCGACGACAACUACAACAACGACAACGACGACGACGCGACCUUCCUAUCACCACACCAUUCCUGCUACCGUUACCGCCGUCCCUGUGCCCGUACACCCGACAUCGACAUCAACACCCUCCAAGCCGCCAGCGGCGGCGGCCCCGCCUCCACCACCUGUCCCUCCCCAGAGGACAGCAGAUAAGUCCGCCCCACGGACCGAUCGAAACAUCGACAAGGUGAUGCUCGGCAACAUCUGUUUCCGGGCGUGGUACCCAUCCUACUACGGCAAAGAAGUCCUCGGCGAGGCCGCGGGUGCAAAAACGGGCGGCGGCGGGAGCAAAAACCCCCUUGCACACGACGCUGCCAGCGCAAACAACAGCAGCAACAGCAACGGCGGCGCCAAGAACCAGCACCGAAAGGGCGGCGACGCGCCCAUGCUCGACAGGUUAUACGUGUGUCCUAUGUGCUUCAAGUACUCCAAGGAGCUCGUGGCGUGGUGGGGCCACGUCCGCAUGUGCGAGCGCAACGGGGUAGUGCCGGGACGGAAGGUCUACCGGCACCCACGGGGUCGGAGGCUGGUGCGCAAGGAAAUUGCGCGGACGACGGGGAAGAAGACGAAUGUUGCGCCGAAAUAUACCGAAGAGUAUGUUACUGAUGAGGGGGAGUGGAGUGUAUGGGAAGUUGAUGGCGAGCAGGAUGUGCUCUUCUGCCAGAAUCUUUCCCUAUUCGCAAAACUCUUCCUCGACAACAAGUCCGUCUUCUUCGACGUCCGCGGCUUCAACUACUUCCUCCUAGUCUACACACCCCCGGCCCCCAAACCACACCCUUCCUCCCAACAAGACUCGACGGCAACAGCGACAGCAUCAGCGCAGCCGCCACAACCGCCCCCGUCACCACCACCACGUCCACACAUUGUCGGCUUCUUCUCAAAAGAGAAAAUGUCGUGGGACAACAACAACCUAGCCUGUAUCCUCGUCUUCCCGCCCUGGCAGAAAAAGGGGCUCGGCGCACUGCUCAUGGGCGUGUCGUACGAGAUCUCGCGGCGCGAGGGCGUGCUGGGCGGGCCGGAGAAACCUAUUUCGGAACUAGGGAGGAAGGGGUAUAAGCGGUUUUGGGGCGGGGAGAUCGCGAGGUGGGUGUUGGGGUGUCCGAGUAACGGUCGAGUAGCAGGUGACGCGGAUCCGGCGUUGUUGGUUGACCUCGAGGACUGCAGCCGGGCGACGUGGAUCGCGUUGGAUGAUUGUCUUGCGACGUUACGGGAGAUGGGUGUUGUCGUGGAGGCUGGACUGGGGCCUGGGAAGCCGCCGGCUAAGAAGAAGAAGGUGAAGAAAAUAGCUGGGGAGGGCGAUGCUGACGAGGAGGCGGUGGAAGAAGAGGAAGAAGAGGAAGAAGAGGAUGAGGAUGUUGAGAUGGAGGACGCGGGUGCUGGGCCGCGACCUGAUGUACCAAGGGUGAAGGUUAAUAAGGCGUUUGUGUGGGAGUGGGUUGCUGCGAAUGGAAUUAGUCUCGAGAGGAUAUGUGAUCCGGAGGGGUUUGUGGAGGGGUAUGCUAUUAAACAGCCGGAUGUCGAGGAGGAGGAUGACUGA
Colletotrichum costaricense is the source of this 2217-nucleotide messenger RNA. RefSeq names its product MOZ/SAS family protein. The record is from RefSeq and is a predicted model, not a curated record. Gene Ontology annotation, biological process: negative regulation of DNA-templated transcription; positive regulation of transcription by RNA polymerase II. Gene Ontology annotation, molecular function: histone H4K16 acetyltransferase activity; transcription coregulator activity. The coding region runs from base 1 to 2217 and encodes 738 amino acids. The transcript is spliced from 2 exons. Gene Ontology annotation, cellular component: chromatin; MSL complex. Lineage: Eukaryota; Fungi; Ascomycota; Sordariomycetes; Glomerellales; Glomerellaceae.